This is a messenger RNA of Penicillium soppii, 1539 nucleotides long. RefSeq names its product putative histone deacetylase SIR2. The record is from RefSeq and is a predicted model, not a curated record. Gene Ontology annotation, molecular function: NAD+ binding. Lineage: Eukaryota; Fungi; Ascomycota; Eurotiomycetes; Eurotiales; Aspergillaceae. The transcript is spliced from 5 exons. The coding region runs from base 1 to 1539 and encodes 512 amino acids.
AUGCCCGAAUUUUUGCCAGAACAAGUUCAAGGCGUGAGUGAAAGAGUUGUCUCCGUGGCUGGCAUCUCAAACUCCUGCAACAUGGAUUUGAUACCAGCCCCAAGCGGAGCGGAUUCGUUAAAGUCCCCCGUGGUUGAAGUGGAGGCUGUGGACGUGGACCAGUACAUUGAGGCCAACGCGCCGGACCUCACAGUGGACCCGAUCUCCUCAGAUCCGGAAACAGAUGGCGAGGAUUCAGAUGGCUGGGAGGGUAUGUCUAACUGUUCGGAUGCCAUUCAGUUCUUACGCGACGAGCAGAUCCGCGACGGGCUCGUUCCCGGCGCUUGUACUUUAGAAGAGGCUACUGCAUAUCGAAAGCGUCUACAUGCGAUCGGCAAAGCGGCAUUUGUGGAAGAGACCAUCGUUCGCGAGACCAUCACGGCCAAAAAGCUAUGCACGGCAUUUGGUAUCAUGCCCCCGGCAUUCCUCGAUGGCGCCCCCGAUGAGGCCUAUCACUCUCUUCUAGCGAUUGCGAUUUCGCGCGAAUUCUCCCGAAGGACCAAGCUUCCCCAAUACAACACUAUCGACGACGCUGUGCGUCUCCUUCGCGAGUCCAAGAACAUCAUUGUCCUGACAGGCGCGGGUAUCUCAACUAGUCUGGGCAUUCCCGAUUUCCGUUCUAAGGACACCGGUCUCUAUUCCAAGCUCGAACACCUGGGCCUGAGUGAUCCCCAAGAGGUCUUUGAUAUUAAUGUCUUCCAGGAAGACCCUAGCAUUUUCUUCUCCAUCGCAAAGGAUAUUCUCCCAACCGAAAAGAAAUGGUCGCCUACCCAUGGAUUCAUUCGCCUUCUCCAGGACAAGGGGAAGCUGUUGACCAAUUACACGCAGAAUAUUGACAAUAUCGAAGGAAAUGCAGGAGUACUCCCGGAAAAGAUGGUACAGUGCCAUGGAUCAUUUGCGACUGCUACCUGUGUCAAAUGUCUGCACAAAGUCAACGGCGAUGCGAUCUUUGAUGAAAUCAAGGAAGGGAACGUUCCCGAAUGCAUCGUUUGCAAGGAGAGGAUUGCAGAAGACGCGUUAAAAUCACAAGGACUCAAGCGCAAGCGGAGCGCGAACGGGCAUCAAAAGGACCGCAAGGUCUCUGAUGAUAGUUCGGAUGAGGGUGACUAUGAAAUCCCCACCCCAGGAGUGAUGAAGCCCGAUAUUACCUUCUUUGGCGAAGAUCUUCCCGAUGAGUUUGGCCAGCGUCUGAUUCACCAUGAUCGGGAAUUGGUGGAUCUAGUCAUUGUGAUCGGAACAUCGUUGAAGGUGGCCCCUGUGGCAGAAGUCCCGGGAAUUCUACCACGCAACGUCCCGCAGAUCUACAUAUCGCGGACUCCGGUGUCACAUACCGACUUCGAUAUUGAUCUCUUGGGUGACUGUGACGUAGUGGUAUCGGAGCUUUCUCGUCGGGCUGGCUGGGAUUUGCAGCAUCAUAUGAUUCCCGCUGAUGAGAAAGUGGAUGUUAGCACGGUGGAAGGAUACGAAUCACGACAUGUUUUUAAGGUAGUUGGUGCAUAG